Molecule: messenger RNA, 2702 nt
Organism: Syzygium oleosum
Lineage: Eukaryota; Viridiplantae; Streptophyta; Magnoliopsida; Myrtales; Myrtaceae
Product: probable inactive receptor kinase At5g16590
Exons: 2
Coding region: 452-2428 (658 amino acids)
Biological process (GO): protein phosphorylation
Molecular function (GO): ATP binding; protein binding; protein kinase activity
Source: RefSeq, a predicted model, not a curated record
AGUUUCGACCGGCCGUCGGGGCGACGAUAAGGGUUUCGAAACGGGCCCGCGGUCGAUGAUGUUGCGAAACAUUAAAGUGCUUACCGGAUUAAGUAGGAUCACGAGAUCAAGGAGAGGAAGAGCAAAAACGUGCAAGGAAUUUAAUGAGAGGGUACAUGCGUGAAGACGAAGGUGAAGGUCAAGUCAAGGUGAAGGUCGUGUUUUGAUUUGAACCGCGAGUCUCGUUCACCCUUUCUUUCGCUGCAGAGGUGGAAGGGCAAAACGUGUGCAGAGGAGGGAUUUUUUAAGGUGCGGAGAGGAAGGAAGCGACGACCCUUUGCUGCGCAGAGCGUGCAGAGUUCAAGAAGAAGAAGAAGAAGAUCGUUGACGCAGAGAGAGGGAGACCCAUCUUGUUCUUGUUCUUGUUCUUGCUCCUCGUCGUCGUCGGCGGCGGCGGGGGCGUUGUCUGGCGAUGGUGUUCGUUUUUGGGUCUUCUUGGCCCGCGAAAGGGUGCGCGAGACCCUCUGCUUUGAUUCCAAGAAUGUCCGCUGUCGCAGCACUCCUGGUGCUCGCGCUCUCCUGCUGCGGCUUCUUGAACGUCGCCCGCUCCGAUCUCGCCUCCGACCGGGCCGCCCUCGUCGCCCUCCGCGCCGGCGUGGGCGGCCGCCUCCUCCUCUGGAACCUCACCGGGCCGCCCUGCUCCUGGGACGGCGUCAUCUGCGACAGGGCCCAGAAGGAAGUCGUGGAGCUCCGGUUCCCCGGGAGGGGACUCUCCGGCGGCCUCCCCGCCGGCACCAUCGCCAACCUCACCCAGCUCCAGACCAUCUCCUUCCGCUUCAACUCCCUGUCCGGCCCCAUCCCCGCCGACCUCGCGUCCCUCCCCCAGCUCCGGAACCUCUACCUCCAGGGCAACUCCUUCUCCGGCGAGCUCCCUCCCUUCCUGUUCGCCCUCCAGAACCUCGUCCGCCUCAACCUCGCCUCCAACAACUUGUCCGGCGAGAUCCCCCCGGCGUUCGGCAACCUCACCCGGCUCAAGACCCUCUUCCUGGACGACAACCGGUUCUCCGGGUCGAUCCCGGACCUGAGCCUGACCCUCGACGAGUUCAACGUCUCGUCCAACCAGCUGACCGGGCCGAUCCCGUCGAAGCUCUCGGCCAUGCCCCAGUCCGCCUUCGCGGGGAACUUGCUCUGUGGACCGCCGCUCAAGUCCUGCAACGCCACCACCGGGAGCGGAAACAAGCUAUCCGGCGGAGCGAUCGCCGGGAUUGUGAUCGGCUCCGUUAUCGGGCUCUUCUUGAUUCUCCUCGUUCUGAUCAUCCUGUGCCGUCGCAAGAGCCAUGGCGGCAGCGAGAAGCCCAAAUUGGUGGAGGCGAAGUCGGCCGAGGCCGAAAUCCCGCCGACCCGUGAAGCCAGGAGCCUCGGCGAGUCCAAGGCAAGCGGCGCCGCUGUCAUCAGUGGCGGCAAGAGCGGCAACAAGAGCUUGGUGUUCUUCGGCAAGGGGACGUCGGCAGCGGCGUUCGACAUGGACGACCUGCUGAAGGCGUCGGCGGAGGUACUGGGGAGAGGGACGUUCGGGACGACGUACAAGGCGACCCUGGAGACGAGGAUGACGGUGGCAGUGAAGAGGCUGAAGGACUCGAGCGUGGGGGAGGCGGAGUUCAGGGAGAGGAUGAGGGAGAUCGGGGCGGUGGAGCACGAGAACCUCGUGGGGCUGAGGGCCUAUUACUUCGACAAGGACGAGAAGCUUCUCGUUUAUGAUUACUUGCCCACCGGAAGCUUGUCCGCACUUUUACAUGGAAACUCAUUAGUUGGCCGAACUCCGCUUCAUUGGGACACCCGGUGCAGCAUUGCCCUCGGUGCGGCCUGCGGAAUCGCCUACCUCCACUCCCAGGCCGUGACAUCCCAUGGCAACAUCAAGUCAUCCAACGUCCUCCUCACCAAGUCCUAUGAGGCCCGGGUGUCCGACUUUGGCCUUUACCACAUCGCGACCCUCACCGCACCUCCCAACCGUGUUGACGGCUAUCGCGCGCCGGAGGUGACGGACUCCCACAAGGUGUCUCAGAAGGCCGAUGUGUACAGCUUCGGGGUGUUGCUACUGGAGCUGCUGACGGGCAAGGCGCCCACGCAUUCGCUGCUGAACGAGGAUGGGGUGGACCUCCCGAGGUGGGUCCAGUCGGUGGUCAAGGAGGAGUGGACUGCUGAGGUGUUCGACGUCGAGCUCCUCAGGUACCAGGAUGUCGAGGAGGACAUGGUCCGGCUCUUGCAGCUCGCGAUGCAUUGCACUGAUCAGUACCCGGAUAAACGCCCUCCGAUGGCUCAGGUCGUGAACAAUAUUGAGGAAAUUUGCCGUUCAAGCAUGCCGCAAGAGCAAGAAGAGCACAGUGGUUUGGGUGACGGGCCAUACUCACAUCAGACCUCGGUCGAGUCGGGCGCGCCGCCUUCUUCCUAAUUGAUGAAUGAUCAUCGGUUACCUUUGCAAUUGCGAUCGGAACAUUUGGGCUGUGGAAUAUGAACGAUUGGUUGCUUCAUUAUUUUUUAGGUUGGGUUUAUAGUUUGGAUGACUGGUAUAUUUUACCCUUCUUGGCGUCGAAGUGCAACAAACCCUUCUUUUUUUGACCUUUCAAUAUUUUGCUGACCUUCAAUUCUUUUCUAUUUACAAGCAGAAGGUCUUGUCUAUGUAAAUUUUCAAUGGAACAGUUUUCUGUCUUGAAGACAGUACAAUC